CAUCACCUUCCCUUCUUUAAAAAAAUUCCCCAAAUUAAUUUUAUUCAAAAUCGUCAAAACCCUAAUUUUCUAACAAACUCUCUAAUGGCGCCGCCGCCAAUGAAAUCGAACAAGGCAGGAACGCUAAAAUCAGAGACAGACCAACAGAAUUCAGCGGAAGUCAAAGAAUCGAACAAUCUAUGGGUAGGGAAUAUAUCGAGAGAAGUAGCAGAUUCAGAUCUAAUGGAGUUGUUCGCGCAAUUCGGUGCGCUUGAUAGUGUAACGACGUAUUCAGCAAGAAGUUAUGCGUUUGUGUACUUUAAACAUGUUGAAGAUGCUAAACAAGCUAAAGAUGCCUUGCAAGGGAGCUCUCUUCGUGGAAAUCAGAUUAAAAUCGAGUUUGCUAGACCGGCCAAACCUAGCAAGUAUCUGUGGGUGGGUGGAAUAAGCUCAUCAGUUUCUGAGGAACGGCUGGAAGAAGAGUUUCUUAAGUUUGGUAAAAUCGAGGAUUUUAAGUUUCUUAGAGAUCGAAAGAUUGCAUAUGUUGAGUAUUUGAAACUGGAAGAUGCUUUUGAAGCAAUGAAAAACAUGAAUGGAAAGAAAAUUGGUGGUGAUCAGAUUCGUGUGGAUUUUCUUCGAUCACAAUCCACAAGAAGAGAACAGUUACCUGACUUUCUUGAUUCAAGAGAGGAUCAGUUUUCAGCAACACAAUAUGGAGUUAGACGACCUCAGCUACCUCAGUCUUUGGGAGGACGAAAGGAUGGUCAACCCAGUAAUAUUUUGUGGGUAGGCUAUCCUCCUUCUGUGCGGAUUGAUGAACAAAUGCUGCAUAAUGCCAUGAUUCUUUUUGGCGAGAUUGAGAGAAUCAAAAGCUUUCCUUCAAGGCAUUAUUCAUUUGUCGAAUUUAGGAGUGUUGAUGAAGCCCGGCGUGCUAAAGAAGGCCUGCAAGGGCGGCUUUUCAAUGAUCCUCGUAUCACAAUUAUGUUCUCAAGUAGUGGGCUGGCACCUGGGAAAGAAUACUCUAGUUUUUAUCCUGGAGUUAAAGGUCCACGGCCAGAGAUGUUUAAUGAACAUCCUUUUACACCCAUGGAUGUCAUGUUCGAUCAACCUGGGGGGCCAGGAAAUUUCAGUGGUCCAUUUCCACCUAGUGGCAUUCAUAGACCUAACCUGCCAGUAAGGCCUUUUGGUCCUCAAGGUGUUUUUGACACUUUACUUCAAGGUGGAGAGUUUAACGAUUUAGCUCCAUCUCAUAGCACUCGAGAUCCUGCAUCUGGGAUCCUUCCUUCUCCUGCUUCUAGUAUUAGGCCAUCCAUGAGGUCGGUUUCUAGUGGUUGGGAUGUGCUUGAUCCCAGCCAGUUUCCUAGGGAGGCCAAGCGAUCAAGGAUUGAUGCUGCACCAUCUAUUGAUGAUGAUUCUUUUCCAGCUAGAAAGAUGGAUGAUCGUGAUCUGGGGUUGGACAAAUCAUAUGGGCUAGGUCCUAGAGGUGCAUAUCCAAGUCUCCAGGGGAAUAGUAGUCUUAGUCCAGUUGGUGGUAGGUUUAAGGGUCAUUUUGAUAAUGAUUUCAUAUGGCGUGGGAUUGUGGCCAAGGGUGGAACGCCUGUAUGCCAUGCCCGUUGUGUCCCAGUAGGUAAAGGGAUAGAAUCAGAGAUACCUCAUGUCAUAAAUUGCUCAGCAAGAACAGGGCUGGAUAUGCUGGCUAAACACUAUGCUGAGGCAAUUGGGUUUGACAUUGUCUUCUUCUUGCCGGAUAGUGAAGAAGAUUUUGCUUCCUAUACAGAAUUUCUGCGUUAUUUGGGUUUGAAGAAUCGGGCUGGUGUAGCAAAGUUUGAUGACGGGACCACUCUAUUUCUUGUGCCCCCAUCUGAUUUCUUAAAGAAUGUGUUGAAAGUUGCAGGACCUGAACGCUUGUAUGGUGUAGUUCUCAAGUUGCCACAACAGGUCCCUAGCAACACAUCAAUUCAGGAACAAUUGCCUCAGCCCAUCCAUUUUUCUCAGUAUACAGACAGUCAGAUUCCACCACCAGAAGCUGACUACAAUCAGCUCCGUCAGGGGGAGGAGCGAGUAAUGCCAAUCCAUCAUAACAGGUUUUUGCAUGAGGAUUCAAAGCUUCAUCCAAAAUCAUUUUAUCCUUCGACAACAGAGUCCAUUGCAGUGCCACCAGUUCCCCAAGAGUAUGCGCCAAAUCUUAGUGCAGGACCAUCCACUGCGGGAGUUUUGACACCUGAGCUUAUUGCUACUCUUGCAACUUUAUUGCCCACUAAUAAGCAGUCAUCUAGUUCAGAAAGUAAUCAACCAGCAUUGGGCUCUUCUAUUGUCAGGCCACAAUUUUCUUCAGUUGCACCUGACAGAGGAAUUUCCUCUCAGGGAUGGAAGCAUGAUAAUCAAGUUUCUGGAAAUGCAAGUCAUUUACAAAUGGGGAACCAGUUCAGUUCUCAGGUUCAGGUUCAGUCUCAGUUCCAGCCUUACCCAUCUGUCCCCAACACAUAUAGCCAUUCAGUAACUGUGGUCCCUAGCAACAAUCAGAUCCAAGAUUCUACUGCCAGCCUAUCGCAUCAGAGUGUAACUUCAUCCAGACUAUUGACUAAUUUUUCUAUGCCUUCUCAAAGUGGACAAUUUGCUUUGUCUCCACAGGUUCAGGGAACGAAUUAUUCUCAGACCCAAUCAGGGAUCCCACCAUCUGCAGACAGAGGGAACUGGGAGCUCCCCAAUCAAGUGCAGCAAUUCCAACCUGCUCUUUCUGGAUCUGGCCAGGGCACCUCAGAGGUUGAGGCUGACAAGAAUCAGCGCUAUCAGUCAACUCUGCAGUUUGCAGCCAACCUCCUGCUCCAGAUACAGCAGCAGCAGCAGCAGAAGACUGCUACCAACCCAGCUGCACACGGAUCUGGAAAUCAGCAAUGAGUUUGCUCUCAUCAAGGUAAUUAUUCCUGCUGUGACUUUUUAAUUUACUCAAUUGUUAGGUCCUUUUAGAAUAAAGUGAUAGUGCAGCUGUAAGUGUGGUUUGAAUGUUCAAGUGAUUAAAUGUGUCUAUUAUUUGUCUAUGAUCUUGGCUCACAGGUAUAGUACAGCAUCUUCUCUAGUAAAGUGAACAUUGUGUUGUUUCAUGUAUUUUUUUUCCCUUAAUUUAAUUGCCCAUAUCCAUUGAAAACCUUUUUAGAUAGAUUAGCAUUGGAAUGCAAGAUCUGCUAUGAUUGUUAUUUGAUAGAGGGUCUGCUCUGAUAUAGAAAACAACAAUGUGCAAAUGAGUAAAUUAAUCGUCAUGCUUGUAGUCUUGUACAUUACAUUUAAGAUGGUAACAUUAGAUGUUGGGAAAUAGAAUUGUCAUGGCUGUUUGGAAGAGCUUGAGUUGCUGUGAGGUGCCCAGGAAGAGAUGACUUACUUUAGAUCGGGUUGGGACUUAAUUAUUGGAGUUCUGUUUGAUAUUGAUGAUAUAAGGGAUUUCAUUCAGGAAGAAAUGGACAAUUUUAGAUCAAGUUAGAACUAGUUUUUUGGAGUUAUUUUUGGUAAUAAUGAUACAAGGGAUUUGAUGUGGAAGAUAGUCUUCUGAAGAUGAUUGCUGGCAUCAUAUGCUACAGUUUGGCAUUUGGAGAGCUGACUAUGCUUCAACAGUGUUUCUUUCAAGACUGUUAUUUUUCAAGGAACAGUGGUAUGUUUUAGGUUGAAUCGGUUGGUUUUGGUCUGUAACUGUAAUUGUUUUUUAUCGGAUAAUUCAAUCAUCAUCUCUUCUGGGAUAUUGGCUUUCAGCUUGUUUUAUUUGCUUAAAUUAACAUUGAAGCUGAUUUUCUAUGGCCUUCAGCUUGUUUUCAAUGGGUAAAAUAACCUUGAAACUGGUUUUCUCUUGAUAGAAGUUGUUUUUUAAGUUUUGGGGAUUGGUAGACAUGUUUCAUUUCAUUUUUAUAUUCUAAUCCAGAAAAUUGCCUCUCUACUCUAGCGAGCGUUGAUUGUAGCAGCCAAAGGAAAAAAAAUGAGAAUCUAUUCUUGUCUUCAAGGUAAUGUUUGGUACCAAAUAAUGAAUGCAAUUUAAUGGAGAGGAACAUAUUCGUCUCUCCACUACAGUGCAAUCACAUUCCAUUACGAUCUUUUAAAUGUAUCAUAGUUUGAAGAGCAAGCAUCAUUUUUUUCUUAAAGACAAUCUGUUAGUGCUUGAUGCAGCAUUAAAUCAGGCACAUAAUAGAUUUAAGGUUAAAUUUUAUGGGACUGAAUUAUAAGCUUAGAAAUAGGAUUAAUCAACUUCAUGCUGUAAUGCAUGGGGAUUUGAGGUGGAAGGGAUGUUUUUGUCUCCUAGUCAUUUGUGGGUCAUGUCUGCAGUUUAUGGACAGAAGGUUUGCUUGUAACGUAGCAGCAAUGAUGACAGCAGAUUGCUUAUUCUAUUUUGAACCAUGCCUUGGAAAUGAUAAUGCAGCAAAAUGAGGGUGAUGUUGGUGGAGGGUUAUAAUGUCCACUUCGCAAUCAGUGGCAUUGGUAAUGAAAUUAGGAACAAUAUUUUUUAUUAUGAGAUUAACUGAAUGGGCAGCUGUUUAAAGAGGUUGAAUCCAAGCAUUCUACUUCUUUGGAUGCCCUUUUUGCUUAGGAUUGCGCCUUUUAGCUUACGGAACAUGACAAUCAACUCUGCUCUUUUGGUGCUUUGCAGUUUCUGCGCACUGUAACAUAUCUUCAUGCUUUUGAUGCUUUAAAUUCUGUUAGUCAUUGAAUCCCCAUGCAUUCAAUGUUGACAUGCAUGUCAUUUUUAUUUCUAUCAGACCUGUCUUAUAAUCUCUCUUUGCAUGACCAAUUAUGGUAUUAUAUUAUGUUGUGUAUCAUCGUUCAUCUUUACUGCUAUCAAGUUUUUUCUCUUGCUGAUUAGAUGUAUUCAUUUGUUUGUUGAUGCUUAAUGUUGAGUGCCGGAACAGAUGGCUAUGCUUUCGUGGUUUUAAAUGCAUGUUUCUUUUUAUAUGCUUUUAUUUUAUGGUCAUAUGCUGCCCUUUUUGUUUGCAUUUCUAUUAUCUAAGCUUAUAUUUCUCUGACACCGUGUAGCUCUUUCUUUUUCAUCAACUUUUCAUAUGUUACCAAAAUUUAGGUUGGAUUUGCUUAAUUGUAACCAUGAGAUGUAAUUGUACUUUGUAAGAGUUGGUUUUACAUAAAUAUUUAAGACAUCUGCUAUUGAAUUUCC
Messenger RNA from Populus euphratica (Euphrates poplar), 5125 nucleotides. It is a transcript of the gene FPA, whose product is annotated as RNA binding protein. NCBI's taxonomy places the organism in Eukaryota, Viridiplantae, Streptophyta, Magnoliopsida, Malpighiales, Salicaceae. The record is from RefSeq and is a predicted model, not a curated record. The transcript has 6 exons. Bases 85 to 2877 code for a protein of 930 amino acids. Gene Ontology annotation, molecular function: RNA binding.